AUGGUUAUCCCCGACCACAGUAAACUUCAAACGGUUUCGUCUCUUAUUAAUAAGUUCGAGCAGAACCCAGACGAAGCGUCAGGUCAACCCGUAAACCGAGCUCGCAGUCCAGUUCCUGGAAAAUUAGUUCAUAAUUAUGGUACGGUGACUGAACAUGGAGAAAAACAAGGCGAAAACAAAGUGGAGGUAACCAGCAUUUCAACAAGCAUUACCACAGGCACCACGGAGACUAUUAAAACGGAUGAAACAAAGGAGGAGUUGGUUGUUAAUACUUCCAUUGAUAAUGGUAAAACCGAAGAGGAUGCUACCAAGGAAGAAGUAGUUCAUCAAGAGGUUGAGAGCCUGAUUCUUGAAGAAGAACACAAGGAAGAGGAUGCUGAGAAAACAGUGGAAACCGAAGUUCAUGUCGAGGAGAAUAAAGAGCAGGAAGUCGCAAUUGCAGUCGCAGACACUGAAGUAAAAACCACCAGCACUUCUUCUGCUAGUUCCUCUGGUUCCAAAAAGAUCACAAAGAAGACCGCCACCUCAUCUACAUUUAUCACGCAUAAAAAAGUCCCCGUCACAAAUAAAUCUUCUACUGCCACUCCUAAAACUUCUACUAUCACCACGCAUAAGAAGCCCGUUGACAAGACUGACAAGAGUAAAUUGUCUGUUGGCACCAGUUCAUCAACUGCUCCAAAAAAUCCAACUACCGUUACCAAAUCAACAACGAAGCCUGCUACCACAAGCACACACUUGAAAAGUACAUCCGCGGAUAAAACCAAAGCCAUCACGAAAACGGCAACCGUUAGGAAUACCUCUACUAAACCAAUAGUUCCAAAAACGACCUCUUCUUCAGUUCCUGAGAAAAAGUCUGUGACCAAAGUUCCGCCUCACAAGCAGACUAAGAAAGAUCCCAAAGACAUAAAAUCUCAAGUAAAGAAAGCUCAAGAUAAAAAGGAAUCCACAUCAAAUCAUCCUGAAAAAAAGGAAGAGGACAAGAACUCUGAGAAAGACAAUGAACCAGAAGUUCAUGAAAAAAUUGAAACUGAAUUUCACGAACAGGAAACUAAGGAAGAAGAAGAUCAUGAAAAGGAGGAAUUGCACGAAAAUAAUAGUGAAGUUUCGGCAGCUGAGUCACACGAGUCCCACGGAGAGGUAUCGGUAGCAGAAUCACAUGAAUCUCAUGAAGAAGUUUCGGCAGCUGAAUCACACGAAUUCCACGAAGAAGUUUCGCCAACUGAAUCACAAGAAUUCCACGAAGAAGUUUUGGUGACUGAGUCAGACCAAUUUGAUGAAGAAACUCAUGUUGAAACGGUAGAGACUGUUGAGACAGAAAAAACGGAACUUCUCACUCAAACAAAAAACAUAAGUUCUGAUAAUAUAGUUGAAACUAUCACCACUGAAACAGUAGAGAUUGUGAAGGAACCCUGA
Molecule: messenger RNA, 1413 nt
Organism: Acaulospora morrowiae
Lineage: Eukaryota; Fungi; Glomeromycota; Glomeromycetes; Diversisporales; Acaulosporaceae
Source: the annotation of a GenBank genome assembly